CCGGUAAAUUACAUCGACAAUCAGUGAGGUAUAAACGUAUAGUGUUCUAAAUAAUUUCUUUAAUCGUCAAAAUUCCAAAAGUUAAACAUGAAAAUUUAAAAUUAAAAAAAAUCGUAAGAGAAUUCGGUGAAAAUGUGCUUAUGACUGACGGAAAUAUUAUAUUUUGUAAAUUGUGUGAAGUCAAAAUAAAUUCGGAUAGAAAAUAUAACGUUCAACAACAUAUUGGCAGAGUAAAACACAAAGAAGCAUUGAAAAAACUUGAAGCUGAAAAACAUAAUGCAGUUCAGCCAUUCAUUCAACAAUUUUGUAAGUCUGAUUUUAAUGCUGACCUAUGUUCCGCAUUUAUAGCGGCAAAUAUCCCCCUAAACAAAUUAAACAACGAACAUUUUCGCUCAUUUCUUUCAAAAUAUUGCAAUAAAACUAUUCCAAAUGAAUCAACUUUACGUAAAGGAUACUUUAAUUCUUGCUACACUAAUGCGAUAACUAAAAUACGCGAUGCUGUGAAUGUCCAAAAAAUAUGGGUUUGCAUAGAUGAAACAAUUGACAGUGUGCGACGUAAUGUAGCUAAUGUCAUUAUUGGUAUUUUGAAACCACAAGAUGUUGGUAAAACUUAUCUUAUUCACACAGAAUAUUUAGACAAAGUGAACCAUAGUACUAUUUUUCAAUUAUUUGACAAAUCUAUGCAUAUUUUAUGGCCAAAUAAUCAUGAGGACAUUUUAUUAUUUGUUUCGGAUGCCACGCCGUAUAUGAAAAAAGCUGGCCGCUGUAUUCAAACACUGUAUCCAAAAGCUUUGCAUGUGACAUGCUUAGCUCAUGUCCUCCAUAAUGUGUGUGAAGAAGUGCGUGCACAUUUCCCAAAAGUUGAUCGUCUAAUUACCGAGAUGAAAAAAACAUUUCUGAAAUGUCCAAAACGGAUCGCUAUUUUAAAUGAAAAAUGUCCGGAUAUUCCAAAUCCACCUAAACGAAUCACUACUCGUUGGGGUACAUGGAUUACAGCAGCCGAAUAUUAUUGCACAUAUUUAAAUGAAAUAAAAAGUGUAGUUGAAGAAUUCAACGAGAAUGCCCAGUGUGUGAAUGUUGUAAAAGAGCUUAUAAAAGAUCAAUCUCUACAUUCAAAUCUCGUUUACAUUACAACAAAUUUUAGAUUUUUACCACAUGCAAUUACACAAUUAGAAAAAAGAGGUAUUUUUUAUUUUUUAUUUUUGUUUCAAGUAUUUGCUGUAUUUAUAUAUUAUUAUUUUUUAGGCGAAUCUUUGGCAAAAAGUAUAGGCAUUGUGUUAGAAGCAAAACAAAAGUUAGAGGAAGCUAAUGGCGAAGUAGCGAAACUGAUUUUAGAAACGUGCAAUCGUGUUUUUUCAAAAAAUAAUGGAUGGGCAGAACUUCAAAAAGUCAAUAGUAUUCAUAAUGGCACUGCACUAAACGUAAAUGUGGAACAGUAUGAUUCAAAUGAUUUAGUUUAUAUGAAAUAUGCACCGAUUACAUCGGUUGACGUGGAAAGGUCUUUUUCUAUGUAUAAAAAUUUAGCACCCAAUAGAAUGAGUUUCAAUGAAAGUAACUUGACUAAAUAUAUGGUAGUAAAUUCCUUUUUUAGUAUUUAA
Sipha flava (yellow sugarcane aphid) is the source of this 1598-nucleotide messenger RNA. RefSeq lists its product as uncharacterized. Gene Ontology annotation, biological process: regulation of transcription by RNA polymerase II. The coding region runs from base 141 to 1598 and encodes 485 amino acids. Gene Ontology annotation, molecular function: double-stranded DNA binding. The transcript has a single exon. Gene Ontology annotation, cellular component: nucleus. NCBI's taxonomy places the organism in Eukaryota, Metazoa, Arthropoda, Insecta, Hemiptera, Aphididae. The record is from RefSeq and is a predicted model, not a curated record.